CCAGUGGCGACCCAGCUCCUUACCUAGCCAAGCAGCACUGCAGAGCCUUUCUCACCUGGAGGGCGGGCCUUUUGGCUCAGUACUCUGAUUCGAUGAGGCGACACGCCUUCUUUUCUGAUUGGUGAAAUGCCCUGUCCAUCAUAAAGGAGAGGCUCUGGUUGGGGUUGCCGUGGGAGCGAGGGACGCGUAACCAUCACAAAAAGGCGGCGGGAUACGAGCUGUACAUCACUGACUCUCCCCGCUCUCCGCUCAGGCUGAGUGAGGCUGUUUCUCCUUAUUCGGGGGGCGGUGAGGCCAGGGAGCCCUCCGCUCUGCAGCCUGACUCAAUAACGUCCCUAGAGGCCAGAAGGGGAAGUUUGUAUGAAGACUGGCUCAUAAGGGUUUACUGUCCAGGAUCCCAACACAUGUAUGAUGUGCAAGCUCCAGAACAGAGCGCCACCUCUUCCCUGGCUAGGAACAGAUCCCCAAGCACUUUUGGCAGAAGUGCUUCUGAAAGGAAAAAAGUUUGUGAAGAUUGGCUAACACAGAAGCGGUUUUCUCAAGUACAGGCAGUAUCUAAUGAAGGCCAAAAUAUUAUUGCUGCUACCCAGUCCAUCUUGGACAGAGAAAAUUAUUUUGUAAAGGAGGUGGACAAGUAUUUGAGACACAGCGAUUUCUUAGAGCUGAGAAAGAAGGAGAUCCAGUACAAGAAAUGGCUGGAGUGUGUUUCAGAGCCACUGCUGCAGAAAAUUGAGGACAAAGUUGACAGCCAGUCAAGUGAAGAAAUAGAGGAAAGGAAACGAAAGCAGCUCGCUCUAUAUUUAAACUACUGUAAUAAGAAGGGUAAGGUGGCAUUGGAAGAUUAUGAUUCUUCAGAGUACGACCCUCUCUUCCUGAAUACACAUCCCACCUAUCUGAAGGUGUCAACUCCACCUUUACACGAUCCGCUGUUAAAAGAGGUACAAGGAAGGUUUCUUGAGGAUGGGCUUAUCAAGCAAUGUGAGACAGGAGGAAUAUACUCAGCCAAAGAAAUGAACAACCUAUGUAAGGCAAAGUUGCCACUGCUUCCUUUAGGCCGGCAAAAUAUGGAUGCAGCUGAAUGGCUGAAAAUACCCCCAGGAUACAUAGAAAGUGAGAUUCGGCAGAGGAAGAGGCGAAGGGUGAAGAGAAACCGUAACACUGGCACCCUGGAUUUCAAGGCUUGGGCUGACAGUACGUGUCCUCCCACCCUUUGGAAAGAGGAGAUGUAUAUCUACUAGAAAGUUAGAUUUGGGAUGUGUACCCAGGACCUUCUGCUAAAGCAACUGACCACUUGCCAGUCAUCUUGACAAAAUGCAAUAAAACCGGCUUGCUAACCAUUCCUUUCUGAAGUGCCAAUUGCAUAACAGCACAAUACCCAAAGAAAUGCAAAGUACUCUGUGCUACAUGGAUUUCCAGCCGCAGUAACAAUACUGUACAGACUAAAAAUCUGAGGAAGUUAAAAUGGCAGGAGCUUCAUUUAAAAAUGUCACUGCAUAGAGACAGAUGACAAUGCUAAAACACUGAAGUUUAUCGCAAUGCUGUGAAAUGUUUGUAUUGAAAAGAGAAAUAAAUCACUGACAUUUUCCCUACCUUCCCAGCCAUUAUAUAGCCUUCUUAACAAUCCCAGAGACUGCCUAACUAUAACAGACAACAAGCAAGACCGGAAAAGGACAUUUCUAGAAUCUGCACAUUCCUACAUAAGGUGCUCUAUUACGACUCCAGGUCUGAUUUACUUCAGAUAUCAAAAAGUGCAGUGAAAACGUGUUAGGGAAAGCAGGUCCCUGGGUUGUCCUUUCCAUGACCUUGAAGGAGACCAACAUUCACUGACUAGUUCCAGAUCUUGUUUAUUUUCCAGUAGGCUAGAACUCUGAGGAUGGGGCACCUUGAGAAUCUCAAAAACAAAUCCUCUGUCUGAACAAUGAGCAAAUCAAAGUGCCCCUGGCCAGCCAACCUCAGUUUGAUGGAGGAAGGUAAGUGUAGUUUCUAUAGUAGUUAAACAACAUUCUCAAGCAACUGUUUGAGCUGGUAUUUACUUCACUGUUAAAACUUUGUACGUGAAAAUAAACGUAUGCGUGUGAAGUAUAAAAUAAAGUUUGCUUACUAAUAUCAUGCCACAUUUGAAUGACUUUCUGCUGGAGACUUAUAAGGUGCACAAACUGAGAUGACUUAACAACAAUAGUCAUAGAAAGAU
Chelonoidis abingdonii (Abingdon island giant tortoise) is the source of this 2191-nucleotide messenger RNA. The record is from RefSeq and is a predicted model, not a curated record. NCBI's taxonomy places the organism in Eukaryota, Metazoa, Chordata, Testudines, Testudinidae.